This is a messenger RNA of Colletotrichum spaethianum, 5583 nucleotides long. RefSeq names its product proteasome component ECM29. Gene Ontology annotation, molecular function: molecular adaptor activity. The record is from RefSeq and is a predicted model, not a curated record. NCBI's taxonomy places the organism in Eukaryota, Fungi, Ascomycota, Sordariomycetes, Glomerellales, Glomerellaceae. The transcript is spliced from 3 exons. Bases 1 to 5583 code for a protein of 1860 amino acids. Gene Ontology annotation, biological process: proteasome assembly. Gene Ontology annotation, cellular component: nucleus; cytoplasm.
AUGUCGGGCGAAUCCCCCGAGGCGAAGGAGAAGCGGCUCGUAGGGAACGUCCAGAUUCGCAUCCUCCAAGCCGCGAACAAGGAGGACAAGCUGAACGAGCUGCUCACAAAGUACCUCUGUGCCCUAUUGCUGAAGGCGACGAGUGACUAUGCAUCGGUCCGCAACGAGGUCAUUCAAUUUGCCGGAAAAUUAAAGGGCUUGAUUGUCCACCCGAGUGGCGAUAGCAUCAUUCUCCCCGUUGAGAAGCUCAUUGACCAGUACCGGGAGGCCGACUCAUCAAUCCUUCGGGUGCUGGACAUUUCAUUCAUCCAACACAGCAUUCUACGACUGGAAGACUAUGACAGACGCCUUCUUUUCCCCAAAGUGGCCAAGGGCAUCUCUUCGCAGAAGCAGGGUCCCACGCAAGCAUCCAUGUUCAAUGUCCUCUUGAAGAUCAUCCCGGACAUACAGAUUCCCUCCCGCGGCAGUGAAGAAGACGUUGCUUUUAGAGAAACAAGCGGUCUUUCUGAUGACGCUGACGCACUCUUCGUCGCCAAGUGGCUUGGCAAGGUGCUUCUCCUGCGAAUCCCCGGCGGCGCGGAGCCCACCCGUCAAGAUUUUGAGAGGUUGAACCCAGCCCUCCUGUCCGCGGACUUGGACUUUCUGAAGCCCGAGCAGCGCGACACCGCGCCAGCGUUCCAAAAAAUGCAGGAUUUACGACGGAAGAUUGCGCAGUUGUUGGCCAGCGGCGCGUUCAAGGACGAAGAGAGGCUGCUGCCCGCUCUGUCUGCAGCGGCCAACCCCGACUAUCAAGUUUCACAAGCCGGAGAGGAUAUUCUCAAGAGAAUGACCAUCGACUUUGAGAAGGCGUCAAUCAUCGAGGAGUUGUAUAAUGCACACGCCCGACUUCCUGCGCCUCACCGCAUCAGAAUCCUGCCUCUCCUGUCAAAGUCAAAGCUGGCCACCACCAUGCAAGAUAACAUCAUGUCUGUGGUCACUCUCGACUUUGGCACAGAGACGACAUCCAUCGCCCCGGCUCAUCUUCAAGCAGCUAGCGGUCUCGAGCGCACAAGACUCCACAAGGCACUAUUCUACUUCCUUAACUGGACGGCGACGAUCGGGCCAUCUCAAGCCCCUUUUACUAUUGGACCCAAACUCAUCGACAAGAUGCGCACUUACGUUGAAGAGCAAGGCUGGCCCAUUUCACGCACAUUGUCAGCAGACGAGGAGAAGCUUCGUGCGAUGGCAUACGACCUUCUCGGUGUCCUUGGCGCAGGCAGUCCUUCUAGCGUACAAGAUAAGCUUCAUCUUGUCGGCUGGCUUUUCAGGUCUCUAUCCGAGGAUCCCAGCGCAGAAGCGGUGUCUGCCAUUGAGGGUUCGCUGUCAGGACUGACUAGGAGCUUCGAUCCCAAGACGGUCAGCGGCGAUGGGCGUGGCAGCGGGAUGAUUAGUCUGAUCUCUCUUCUCCUGCACUACAUGAACCUGCCCGAGGAUAACCCUGCCGUGCGGAGCGCGAGAUUCUCGGCCGUCAAGUGGGCAAACCAGACUGUCGCAUCCUGGGAUGAGAGGGGUAGAUGGAUCGACAUCCUGGCGAUUGCUGGUCGUCAGGGUGAGCGCACGGAGGUCAUUGAGGAGGGCCGCAAGGGAUUGGACCCGUGGACGUACCGUGACAGCGAGGCGCACACGAUGCCGAACUGGAUCUCGCUGAUGACCUAUUUUUUCUGCGACAAGAUCACCGACGACGUUACCAGUACCGAGUGGAGCAACUCGACGCCGCCGAAGCUCGAGUUCGACGACAGAAGAACGAUGCAGAACUUCGAGGGCGACAAGGUGUUUGCAUACCCCGUCGCAGCACAGUAUGUUAAGAGAGCGUUGUUCAUCGCGGCACUGCCCGACUUUCCCCUCGCACCCGGUUGGGCCGAGCAGCUUGAUACUCGGGUGCGCAAUGAUAUCAAGACGCGGGACCAGAUAAGAGCCUACCUCCGCUCUGUUGACCAAGAGCAUAUCGGCCUCUUCAUCAAGAUCUGUUUCGACGGAGUCCGCCUGAAAGGCAUGGACGGCACUGACCGCAUCGUCGAGAACUGUCUCAAGCACAUGGUCGACGUUGCCUCGCUUGCGCCCGCCAGUACCAUUAACUACGUUGCCGGUUCCGCCUAUCUCUUGCAGAAAUGCACGACCGCCAAUAACAGACACAUCCGUGCCGCUGCCGCUCAGGCGGUUGGAAUUCUGCUUCCUCACCCCCUUAACAAGGCGGACUUGGCGAUUCCGGAGGCAGUCCCACAUCAGACGAGGAACGAAAACAUUCAAAAGUUCUUGCGAGAUCUGAAGGUCAUGAUUUACGGAUGGGAGAACUCUUAUGGUGCUGCUGCCAACGCCGUUGAAGGAUCGCUGCAGGCAUUCGGCCACAUCUUCUCUAGGGCUGUGUAUUACGGUCUACCCAUCCCGAGCGAUGUUCACUUGCCUCCUAAGCUGCUCAUGGACAAGUCCCACCAGCGCCCGGCGUUGGAAGAUGCGAUUCUCGACUGCUAUGCAGAGCUUUGGACCGCCGGUCUUUCGCAGUACAUCCCGGAUAACGUUAAUAACUUGACGGCGGAUUACGUGAUCGAGAGACUCACCGAGAAGGCAGCCGCCGGAAGCGACAAAGCCAUCUUCGCGCUUGGUCGUCUGGCACUUGCGUUCAACGAGCCCAACGAGGAGCCAACCCCCGAAGACGGCCUGUUAUACCCCUCGAGCAAGACAUCAGGCAUCGACAACGUUUUGCGCGGUCUCUUCGCUGUUCAUACCAGGAAGGAGACCGAGAUCCAGUUCACCGUUGGCGAGGCCAUCACUGCAGCGAUUGCUUGCUGGGAAUCUGACUUUGUCAAGUUGUCCAUGAACAUCGAUAGCACCGAUGGCCCUUGGAAGAAGACCAAGCGAAGCAAGAGAAUCACCGCUGUUCUCGACAAAAUCUUCAGGGACUGCAAGACCACCAAGCCUUCACUACUCAAAGCUUCCGGUAUCUGGCUCUUCUGCGUCGUCCAGUACUGCGGCCAUCUUGAGGAGGUCCAGUCUCGACUUCGUGAGGCUCAGGCUGCUUUUAUGAGGCUUCUGAGUGCGAGAGACGAAUUGGUUCAGGAGACUGCUUCCCGCGGUCUGUCUUUGGUAUAUGAGAAGGGAGAUGAAGAGCUGAAGCAGGACCUCGUCAAGGAUCUCGUCUCCGCAUUCACUGGCAACAGUACGCAGAUCAAGGUCGAGGAGGAGACUGAGCUAUUUGAGCCCGGUGCUCUGCCCACAGGCGAGGGCAAGUCUGUUACCUCAUACAAGGACAUUGUUAGCCUGGCGAACGAGGUUGGUGAUCAGAGCCUGGUUUACAAGUUCAUGUCUCUAGCAACAAACGCUGCCACUUGGUCGACUCGAUCCGCAUUUGGUCGUUUCGGCCUCAGCAACAUCCUCUCCGAGUCAGAGGUCGACCCCAAGCUGUACCCGAAGCUAUUCCGUUACCGCUUCGACCCGAACAGCAACGUGCAGCGCUCCAUGGACGACAUCUGGAAGGCUUUGGUCAAGAACCCGAACGAGACCAUCAGUGAGCACUUUGACGCCAUCAUGCAGGAUCUGCUCAAGAACAUCCUUGGCAAGGAAUGGCGCGUGCGCCAGGCCAGCUGUGGCGCUAUCUCCGACCUCAUCUCAGGCCAGCCGUUCAACAAGUAUGAGAAGUACUAUGCCGAGAUCUGGACCGCCGCGCUCAAGGUUCUGGAUGACGUCAAGGGAUCCGUCAGAGAGGCUGCGCUGAAGCUAUGCAUGGGCCUGACCAAUACCAUUGUCCGCCAACUCGAGGAGGGCGGCGCCUCGUCGUCGGCUCAGGCUAUGCUGAAGCAGGCCCUUCGGUUCCUUCUCUCCCCCAGCGGCCUCGAGAGCGGCGUCGAAGACGUCAAGAUGUUUUCUCUCAAGACCAUCAUCGACAUCACCAAGAAGGGCGGACCUAACCUGAAGCCCUUCAUUGUAGACUUUAUCCCUCCGCUGCUGGGCCUACACAGCACCAUCGAGCCGGAACAGAUCAACUACGCUUACCAGAAGGUCAGCGAAGACUCGCGUGACCAGAUUGACAAGAUCAGGGCUCAAUGGGUCAACCAGUCGCCAAUCUCAGAGGCUAUCGACAACUGUCUUAGACAACUAGACGCCGAUGGUAUGAAACAGCUUGCACCCAAACUCGAGGAGAUCAUUAAGACGGCCAUCGGCAUGCCGACCAAGAUUGCCUGCGCCAGACUCAUUGGUGAUCUUGUUAUGCGCCACGCUGUCGACUUCAAGCCCGUGUCGUCCCGAUUCAUGCAGUUGAUGGAGAAGCAGUCUCUCGACCGCAACGACGAGGUCAGCAAGGGCUACGCCAAGGCCGUAGGUUAUCUCAUGCGCAUCGUUCCCGAUGCGGCCAAGGAGAGGCUGGUCGACAAGUUCACGGAGUUUUAUUUUAACAGCGAAGACGAGGCCCGCCGCGCAAAGGUGUCCGACGUCGUCCUUAGUGUUUCAAAGCUCGCUCCUGAUCACUUCAAUGCGCUGGCUACCAAGUUCGUCCCAUUCACGUACAUGGGCAUGCAUGAUACCGACGAGUAUACCCGCAAGUGUUUCGAUGAAGUGUGGAACCAGCACGGUGGCAGCUCCCGCACUGUCGCACGCUACGUCCCCGAGAUCGUGGGCUUCAUCAAGAAGGGCCUCGAGGCGCCGAGAUGGAACCUACAGCACACCGCCUGCUUCACUAUCGCCAGCAUGGUCAAGGCCGUAGUCGCCUCCAGUGAUGCCACUGGCGGUCAGAUGUCCGAGACGAAUCUGAAGCAGAUCUGGCCCGUCAUGGAUAAAGGACUCGCAUUAAAAACCUUCCCUGGCAAGGAGAGGCUCCUAGAGUCUUUCCCGCAGUUCGUCGGCAAGGGCCAGGCUCUCUGGGAAAACGACUCGGCCAUUGGUGCGCAACAGCAGAAGAUAGCCAUUCGCGAGGCGAAGCGCAACAACGAGGACUACCGUCCCCACGCCUUCAAGGCCUUCUGGCAGUUUGCCGAGCAGCGCGAGGACGUAGACUUGCUUGACACCAUCGCCACCGUCGUCAGCGGUCCGCUCGACGACUUUGUUGACGAGGAUAGGAUGGAUGUCGAUAGCUCAGGGGAUGCGACUCGCAAAGCGGCUGUCAACAGUAUCGAGGCCAUCGCGAGGGGCUACAAUCGUGCUCAGAUGAGGGAGAACCCCAGCGCUGUCCUGAAGAAGGUUUUUGAGCUGCUGAAAACGUAUCUUGCCCACCAGAAGUUCGAGGGCAUCAAGCGUGAGGUCUGGUACGAGUGCGUCAAAGAUCUGAUGGAGGCUGCUGAGAAUCCCUCCACGACCGAGACCAAGGAGGUUGCCCUGGCGUACCUUCAGAGCCUGGACCCCGAGUCCAUCGACAACGGAACUGAGGCCCAGCGCAACAUGCGGGCCCUUGCUAUUGGCGGUGUUUUUAAGGCGUUGAACCGUGGCGUAUUUGGUUCAGCGCCGACAACGGACGAGAAGAAGGGGUUCGUCAACAUGGUGAAGACGGCCCUCGCAGCGGAGAGGUCUUUGGAGGUGCAGAAGCACCUCAAGGAUGUACUUGGGGAGCUGGAGAAGUAG